Messenger RNA from Erigeron canadensis, 1117 nucleotides. RefSeq names its product very-long-chain enoyl-CoA reductase-like. The transcript is spliced from 2 exons. The coding region runs from base 48 to 860 and encodes 270 amino acids. Gene Ontology annotation, molecular function: oxidoreductase activity, acting on the CH-CH group of donors. The record is from RefSeq and is a predicted model, not a curated record. NCBI's taxonomy places the organism in Eukaryota, Viridiplantae, Streptophyta, Magnoliopsida, Asterales, Asteraceae. Gene Ontology annotation, biological process: lipid metabolic process.
UAAAAUUCAUAUCAAAAAAGAAAAUCAUAAAACAAAGAAAAAGAAAAAUGGUGAUCACUUCCAGCUCCAUGUUCUUAUUUCCCACAGCAUCUUCUUUGUUGGUGACAAUAAUGUCGAUUAUAAACUUGUUGUCUCUUACUGCUGCCGGAUAUAUGGAGAUGAGUGGCAAAAACAAGCAGUAUGCAAAGUUUUGUGAUUCCAAUGCUUCAAAAAACCCAAAAGAUGAUAAAAACUUUCAUCUGAAAAGUAAAAAUGGGAUGCUCCUUUUCUAUACACCAUCCUACGUUGUCGCUAUUGCUUCCCUCGCCAUAUUUCCACAUCAAAAUCUUCGAUUUCUUAUGGUUUUAUACGCUAUCACCAUUCAUUUCUUCAAAAGGAUCGUUGAGGUUAUGUUUGUUCACAAAUUUAGCGGUUCAAUGAUGCUUGACGCUGCAACAACGAUUGGUUUAAGCUAUGCGGUGUCGAUUUCUACAGUGAUUUAUGCUCAAUAUCUAUCAAUGGAAUUUCCCGAGCCUUGUAUGGAUCUCAAAUACAUUGGACUUGCCAUGUUCUUGGUUGGAAUCGUUGGAAAUUUUUACCAUCAUUAUAUUCUUUCUAAUCUAAGAAAGAAUGGUGACAAAGCGUAUAAGAUCCCAAAAGGCGGGUUGUUUGAUUUGGUUAUAUGUCCGCACUAUUUGUUUGAGAUCGUCGGGUUCAUAGGAGUUUUGUGCAUUGCUCAAACGAUGAGUAUGUUUUGUUACACUCUGGGUACCAUAUUCCUCUUGAUGGGUCGGAGCCAUGCAACCCGAAAAUGGUAUGUUUCAAAGUUUGGCGAAAAGUUUCCCAAGGAUGUCAAGGCCAUAAUUCCGCACUUAUUUUAAUUAGUCGCAUUUAUGCAGGCGUGAUUAUUAUUGAUUAAUAUUAUAUUAACCACUAUCUAUUACUCGUAUCUAUUAUAAGUAUAAAUAUCGCAUAGAAUUAAGCUGUACGUGAUCUCUAAAUAUAUGGCGAUCGACGACGACAUGCAUGAAGUUUUUAUUACUUUUUGUUAUUAUUUUGAAAUGGCUCCUAUUAUAUGAUGUUAAUAUCAAGUAAGCUGCCUUUUGGUCUUCUUAAUAUCAAGUAAUUUAUUGUAAUA